UAAUUUUUUUGUUGUCGAUGUGACAGUUGACAUUUUGUUGACGUUUUCAUACGAUGAUGAAAAAUAUAAAAUAAAAAAUUAAAAAAAAAAAUACAAAAAGUGCACAAAACACUUAUUAAACUUUUGCAAAAUAAAGGAAAAAAAUGGCGACAACUCGAGCAUUAAAUCGCAAUGUCCCCUAUUUAAAGCAACAAUUUUCCGCCCUCUUGAAAAACACUUCCCCUGUAAUUACGGUAAUAUGUGCAGUCACAACCUGUGGUUAUUUGCUAUCAUAUUCCAAGACAGCCGUCCAAAUACUCAGUGUCACUCCGGGCUACAUACUCCCCUCGGAAUUCUGGAUAUGGACUGCAUUUACAUUUUGUUUCAUAGAAUUGCAUUUCUAUGAGGUACUCGUCGAUGUUAUUACCGUUGGGCUAUGUGGCAAAAUGUUGGAACCCCUCUGGGGUCAAAUGGAAAUGUUUAAAUUCUUUGCCAUUACAAAUCUUGGAGUGGCAAUAUGCACAACUUUCUAUUAUCUAUUUGUUUAUAUGUGCACGAAAAAUGCAGAAAUUCUAUUCGAUGUGCAUAUUCAUGGGUUGGCGGGUUAUGUGGCUGGGAUUUGUGUGGCUGUUAGACAGAUUAUGCCUGAUCAUUUGAUCUUUAAGACACGAUAUGGAAGACUUACUAAUCGGAAUGUUCCACUUACUGUUUUGACUUUCUCACUGGUUGCUUGGUUGUUAAACAUCCUCGAGGGCACCUAUCCGGCAAUGUUCUGUUCUGGGUUGAUAGUGUCUUGGGUGUAUUUGAGAUUCUAUCAAUGGCAUCCGAAUGGACAUGGGGAUAGCUCGGAGAGCUUUACAUUCGCCAGUUUUUUCCCAGCCGUGAUGCAGCCGUUUAUAGGGAUUUUGGUCAAUCCAAUGUACUUGUGUUGUUUAAAGAUGGGAGUGGUUAAGCCCCCAGCACCACCACGCACGGUUUCAGCUUCGAGUUUAUCAUCAAUAUCGAUAUCGAUGCCGGGUGUUGAUCCACAUGACAUUGAGAGGAGAAGAUUAAUUGCAUUGAAGGCUUUAAGUGAACGUUUGAAAUCAUCCGAAUCAGGUCGUCAGAGUUCAUCUCUGCCAAAGUCUUUUCCCCCGCCACCAAAUGGUGGAGGAAAACAUAAUCAUGGCCAUGGUCAUGGUCAUAGUCAUUCACAUCACUCAUCUUCUGCCGCUGGACAUAGUCAUGCCGGUGGACACUCUCAUCACUCUGGUAGUGCUGGUCAUUCGCAUCAACAUCAUCAUCACCAUCAGGCAGGCAACAGUGAUACACCAGCAUUCUAUCAACAGCCUCAGCACAAGCAGCAGCAGGCUGCACCACUGGAUCCCCAGCCGCCUCCACUUGCAACACCAUCGCCAGCGUCAUAUUCAAAUGCCGUAGCAAUACCAAAACCAGAAACAAUUGCUCUUUUGAAUGCCGGAUUAAUGGCAAUCCCAUUGCCAGCACCAGCUCCGCCUCCAACCGAUAACGAAGAAACGCUUAUAAGUAUAGACGAUGGCAACACAACAACAUCACCAUCGAAAUAAAUAAUAAACCCAAUCAAAU
Molecule: messenger RNA, 1563 nt
Organism: Episyrphus balteatus (marmalade hoverfly)
Lineage: Eukaryota; Metazoa; Arthropoda; Insecta; Diptera; Syrphidae
Product: transmembrane protein 115
Exons: 3
Coding region: 144-1544 (466 amino acids)
Biological process (GO): retrograde vesicle-mediated transport, Golgi to endoplasmic reticulum
Cellular component (GO): Golgi apparatus; membrane
Source: RefSeq, a predicted model, not a curated record